Habropoda laboriosa is the source of this 3508-nucleotide messenger RNA. RefSeq lists its product as uncharacterized. The transcript has 3 exons. The record is from RefSeq and is a predicted model, not a curated record. Lineage: Eukaryota; Metazoa; Arthropoda; Insecta; Hymenoptera; Apidae. The annotation marks the transcript as partial. Gene Ontology annotation, molecular function: nucleic acid binding.
AUGGAGCAGCAAUUGAAACCUCUCAUUGCUGAACGCGGCGCGAUCAAAGGCAAAUUGACCCUUUUCAAACGGUUUGUUGAAACAACGGCACUUGAUAUGGACAUAGCUAUGGUCGAAAAACGUGUAAAAGCAAACGAAGGGUUAUUUGAGAAAUUUGAUGCAGUGCAGUCACAAAUCGAAAUUCUAGUUUCGGGCACCGAGCAUGAGGAAUCUCACAUGCAUGAGCGAGACAUUUUUGAGACCACCAUUUUCGGCACUCUGGCAAACGUAGAGAAAUUCAUAAAUUCAUCUCGUGGUAUUCAAGCAUCCGCACCAUCACCGACGGUCUCAGCCUCCGAAUCCAUCGCAAGACAGGUCACGCCACAAUUGCCCACAAUUGUGCUGCCGUCUUUCGAUGGAAACUAUAACGAUUGGCUGCGUUUCAGGGACACGUUCGAAUCAUUAAUUCAUAGUUCUUGCGUUAGGAGCAGGGAAUGGGAUAAGCAUUUAAUUAAGCGUUCCGAGAGACUAGGAUUUAGAGAUUUCGUGCAGUUUAUCGAACAACAAGCUAAAUUCCUUGAACGAACGAUGAUCAACACUCAACCUCCAAUGUAUGCUUCCAAACCACUCCAUAAGGGUAGGACAACUUCCGACCCAAUAGCCACCCAUGUUUCAAGUGCGCAGAAUAAUUGUGCCUUAUGCAAGGGCAACCAUCAACUGCAUCAUUGUGCUAAACUAUUAGCAAUGCAGCACCCAGAACGGCACGAGACAGUGAAACGCCUUCAAUGCUGUUUCAACUGUCUCGCGCUAGGGCACAGCAUAAAGGGUUGUACUCGAGGCGUUUGUAGAAAGUGUGGAAGAAAACAUCACACACUGCUACAUCGAGACGAAGCAACCACAGACCGGGAAAAACCCUCAAAUCGCGUAUCCGAAGUGACCUCUGUUCGUGACCAUGAGCAAGAUAGACCCUCGACAUCCGGUAUACAAUCAUAUAUCUCGAAUUCAAGGGAGUCCACCGUAGAAUAUACCGUGCUAUCCACCGCAAUUGUUUAUAUCGAAGAUGCAAGGGGUAACGCACACGAGUGUCGCGCGCUGCUAGACGUCGGACCGCAAGUCCAUUUCAUUACCAAUAGUUUUUGUGAAAGGUUGGGCCUGCCAGCCUCGACAAUAGAUGUGACCGUGGGGGGUUUAAGUAGAGUAGCUAAUUCUGUCAAACGCAAAACAAACGUGACGAUAAAAUCGCGCUGUGGUAAUUUUAGAUCAGAUUUAUCUUGCUUGGUAAUAAAAAAUAUCACCGAAGACAUGCCCAACGUACCAGUAACCCGAGAGGCACUUACCACUCCUUCUGGAAUUUUGCUCGCGGAUCCGCAAUUUGACCACCCCAGUCGGGUUGACCUGCUAAUCGGAGCCGGCCUGUUUUGGAAAUUGCUGUGUAUUGGGCAGCACAGGACAGGACAGGGUAAUCUGGUGUGGCAGAAAACUCGACUCGGGUGGAUAUUAGGGGGAGCACUGACCUGCCCACGUAGUACGAAGAGGGAGGGGGUUAGUGCGUGCCAUCUUGCAACCGACGACAAACUUCAGCUUGCAAUAGAGAAAUUCUGGGAGGUUGAAACGCAGGGUUGCUCCAACAACACCCAAACACAUCCUCCAAUCACAGACGCUGAAAGACAUUUUACAGACACGACACAACGCGACACGGACGGACGGUAUAUAGUAGCAAUCCCAAAAGGGGAUAACAUAGAACAAUUAGGAGAAUCGCGAAGUCAGGCGGAAAGACGCUUGAUUGGGAUGGAACGGCGAUUUUCUAGAAAUCCGGAACUUCGCGAGCAAUAUUUAGCAUUUAUGGCCGAAUACGAAACCCUGGGUCACAUGACACGCGUGGAUGUAGAUGACAAUGACCAUUCAAAAUCCAGUUACUAUUUGCCUCACCACGUAGUAUUUAAAAAUUCAAGCACCACCACAAAAAUUCGUGUUGUUUUCGAUGGCUCCGCAAAGACUUCGUCAGGUAUCUCAUUAAAUGAUACUCAGUUAGUUGGUCCCACCGUGCAGAGCGAUUUGUUUUCCAUUCUUCUCCGGUUCAGGAAACACCGCUUCGUUCUGUCUGCCGAUAUUGAAAAAAUGUACAGACAGAUUCGCGUUUGUCAGGAAGAUCGCAGACUGCAACGCAUACUCUGGCGCUCGAAUCCAAAUUCACCUAUUCAAACAUAUGAAUUGAAUACGGUGACCUAUGGCACGGCCGCGGCUCCAUUUCUGGCUACACGCGUCUUGAGUCAAAUCGGUCGCCAACACGCGGAAUCAUUUCCAAUAGCAAGUCGCGCAAUCAUACAAGAUUUUUAUGUGGACGACCUGCUUACUGGAUGCGAAACCAUUGAGGAGGCUUUUGAAUUGCGUCAUAGUCUCAUAAAAAUAUUAGAACAAUCAGGUUUCACUUUGCGAAAAUGGGCUAGCAAUAACCCGUCCAUAGUCACGGAAAUGAACGAAAACAGGGGCGCUGUCACAAUAAAAACCGCCGAUAGGGACCCGAAAACCCUAGGAUUACUGUGGACCACGGAAUCAGACGAGCUCCACUACGCGGUAAAAAGUUAUUCAUCCAAUCGCAUCACGAAACGCGUCAUCUUGUCGGAAAUCGCUCAGAUCUUUGAUCCACUCGGACUGCUUGGGCCUAUAAUAACCAAGGCCAAGUUGAUAAUGCAACAACUGUGGCAGGAACGGGCAGGCUGGGAUGAAAGUUUGCCCCAACUCAUCCACACACAAUGGUCGCGAUUUCGAAGCGAAUUGCUUAAUGUCGGGUCAAUAACGGUUCCAAGAUGUGUAAUUAGUAGCAAUAAGGUACGAAUUGAGAUGCACGGGUUCUCAGAUGCCUCUGAACGUGCAUACGGAGCUUGCAUCUACCUGCGCACUCUAGUUAACACCCAUGUAUGGGUCAGCAAUUUAUUGUGUGCGAAGUCACGAGUCGCGCCGUUAAAAUCGAUCACUCUACCACGGUUGGAAUUAUGUGGAGCAUUGCUGCUAGCUCAGCUAGCAAACACUGUGAAACAUGCACUUCAGCUUGACAUUGACGUGGAACAUUACUGGACAAGAUGGAAAACAUUUGUCGCAAACCGCACCUCUCAGAUUCAGCAAUUAACUGACCCCAAUCACUGGCACCAUGUGUCAUCAUCCGACAAUCCCGCGGACAUUAUUUCUCGGGGCGCGACGGCAAUGGAAUUAAGGGACAACAAGUUGUGGUGGCACGGGCCGACCUGGCUUACACAAGAAGCCGCCCAAUGGCCAUCCGGAGACGUCAUUGUAAGGGAUAUACCUGAGGCACGGCAGACUGACACUACCUGUUUGUCGAUGACAGGAGCAAGGAACGAGUUGAAUCAGCUCGGUGCCUUGCUAAGGGAUGAAACCCACAAUAAUCAUGUUCGAACAUACUUAGCACAAGAACAAAUAGAAUGGCAUUUGAUCCCACCACACGCACCACACUUCGGAGGACUUUGGGAGAGUGCAGUGAAGUCCGUAAAAACACACCUGAAGAGGGUCAUUG